AUCACUUGCUGGAAGAGAAUGCAAGACUCAAGAGACAACAACAAAAGGUAAAUUUAUUGCUGAGGUUUCAUGCUCCAAAGAAUGUAACAAGAAAAAGCGGACUUAUGCUCAAGCUAACAAGCCGGUAACAAGCCUGCAUCUGCUGAUGAUGAAGAUAUGGACCCCACUCUGCAGCAAUACCUUGAGAACAGGCUCAAGUGCCUUGCGGAUCAGAAGGUUGGAAGAUUUUGCUUGCUGUAACAGAUUAGCUUAUAAGGGAAUUGUAAUUAUUCAGUUUUUAGAGCAAAAGAAGCAAAAAAUUUUCGAAGUAAAGUCUGGAAUUGAUGAGGCAAAAGUUUUGAUUCGAAAAAUAGUCCUUGAGGCAAGAAGUUUGCAACCGAAUGUUAAGGCCGUAGUUCUUGCUAAGUUGCAGGAGUAUAAAUCAGAUCUGAAUAAUAUUAAAAGCGAAGUUAAGAAAAUUGUAGCUAGUAACUUGAACCCUUCUGCUAGGGAUGAGUUGUUGGAAUCAAGCAUGGUAUAUGUUGUGACGGCAUCAGCUGAUCAAAGAGAAAGAUUAAUGGCAUCAACCGAGAGGUUGAACAAGCCUGGUGAUAGAAUUAAGGACAGUAAAAGAAUAAUGUUUGAGACAGAAGAUCUUGGGGUUUCUAUUCUUCAAGAUUUUCAUGCACAACGACAGUCUCUGUUGUAAGAAAAUAACACGGUAGUGUUUAACUUUCUUGAAUAACUAACGAUUUGUUUCUUUUGGUAAUUAGUUAUAUUUUAAGAACUC
Molecule: messenger RNA, 769 nt
Organism: Arachis stenosperma
Lineage: Eukaryota; Viridiplantae; Streptophyta; Magnoliopsida; Fabales; Fabaceae
Product: vesicle transport v-SNARE 13-like
Exons: 7
Coding region: 146-688 (180 amino acids)
Biological process (GO): vesicle fusion; vesicle-mediated transport; intracellular protein transport
Cellular component (GO): SNARE complex; Golgi apparatus; late endosome membrane
Molecular function (GO): SNARE binding; SNAP receptor activity
Source: RefSeq, a predicted model, not a curated record